ACAAGAGACAGAAAAAGGUUCGUUGCACCUCCGGGCAGCUUUUGAAGAGCAGCGAGGAAUGACUGUUGGGUAUUUUAUUCAAUAAUAAUUUUGUGAGACUGUACGAAUCACGAUUCAAGAUAUUUUAUAGUAUUUCCGUAUAGUGCCUUAAAGUUUGCGUCCGUGAUCAGUUAGAAUAAUGUCGCAUCUAAAUAAAGAAAAUCGAAAACAGUUCAUACAAUCCCAAGUCAACGGAAAAUCACAGACUGGCUCCGGUGCAGCACCGAUAGGAGGAUCAGCCGGCAGUGCACCCGGUCGGGCAUUGAAACCGAUGACAGGUGGAGCGGUAGUUGAGUCAAAGCCUCAAAGUAUAUUCAAACUACCUACUCUCCCAGCGGCACCCGGUAGAAAGGAAGAGCCUAAAACUUUCUCACGACCACAUAUUAUUGUUACCCAGGCGAAAGAAGGACCACACUUCAAGGUUCCACAACUUCCUUCAGGUAAGCCGAAAGCUGAUACACAGAAAGCGGCUGCCUCUCAACACGGUUCCUCGGCAACAAACGUACAGUCAUAUCAGCAGCAACAACCACAAUCCGAAACAGGAUCCACUACAAACACCGGCAGCAAUGCACCUCCCAAGGAGAAAAAGAGUUGGACUCUGAGCAAUUUCGAUAUAGGUCGACCGCUUGGUCGGGGAAAAUUUGGCAAUGUCUAUCUGGCCAGAGAGAAGGAAACCAAAUAUGUGAUCGCACUCAAGGUGCUCUUUAAGAAACAGGUUCACGCGCAAGGUAUUGAACAUCAGGUGCGUCGUGAAAUUGAGAUCCAGUCACACCUACGACACCCGAAUAUUCUUCGGAUGUACGGUUACUUUCAUGAUGAAACUAGAAUCUAUCUAAUCCUGGAGUUCGCCCCCGGUGGUACACUGUUCAGCAAGUUGCAGACUCAGCCAGGAAAUAAAUUUCCCGAACAGCAGUGUGCAAUCUACGUUAAUAUGCUCGUUUCGGCCCUGAUUUAUCUUCACGAACGAAAUGUAAUCCAUCGGGACAUUAAACCGGAGAAUCUACUGUUAGGACACGAAGGAGAACUAAAGAUAGCAGACUUUGGAUGGUCCGUACACGAACCAACUUCCACCCGAACUACUCUAUGCGGAACGUUGGACUACCUUUCCCCGGAGAUGGUUCAAGGUCAUCCACACUCCAAGAACGUUGACCUAUGGAGUCUUGGAGUGUUGGCGUACGAGCUGCUUGUCGGUCGAGCACCUUUCCAUGCCACCGGUUAUGACGAGACGUACAACAAAAUAAUGAAAGUGCGCUACGAAGUUCCCCCGGAGAUGUCCCGUCCUGCUGCCCAUUUGAUUUCCCGGCUCCUGGUAAGACAACCGGAACACCGUAUGCCGUUGGAACACGUGGCAGGACACCCCUGGAUCAAAUUACACGUUGGAACCGUUGGACCGCCACAGUAGAGAGGAGUUAUGGACGUUAUUUUUUUUAAUUUUGAUUGCCAUUCGUAAGUCGACGUGUUCCAUCCCGUUUGCUUUUAUCUGCUACUUAUGUUCAAUUUUACGGAGAGAAAUGACUUUCUAGUGCUUUAAUGUAAUUUUGAGCGGUAAUUUAUCAUUAUAAUAAAAUUGCAAAAGAAUAACCUAUUGAGAGACAA
Messenger RNA from Ochlerotatus camptorhynchus, 1635 nucleotides. RefSeq names its product aurora A (gene aurA). Lineage: Eukaryota; Metazoa; Arthropoda; Insecta; Diptera; Culicidae. The transcript has 3 exons. Gene Ontology annotation, cellular component: spindle microtubule; spindle midzone; kinetochore. Gene Ontology annotation, biological process: protein phosphorylation; regulation of cytokinesis; mitotic spindle organization. Gene Ontology annotation, molecular function: protein kinase activity; ATP binding. Bases 179 to 1441 code for a protein of 420 amino acids. The record is from RefSeq and is a predicted model, not a curated record.